Molecule: messenger RNA, 1722 nt
Organism: Didymosphaeria variabile
Lineage: Eukaryota; Fungi; Ascomycota; Dothideomycetes; Pleosporales; Didymosphaeriaceae
Gene: REG1
Product: protein phosphatase regulator
Exons: 2
Coding region: 1-1722 (573 amino acids)
Biological process (GO): cellular response to glucose starvation; protein catabolic process in the vacuole
Source: RefSeq, a predicted model, not a curated record
AUGACAGACGUGAUGGCGCCGCCCGUGGAGAUCCUGUCGCAGCGUGCCCCGCUCCGCCCGUCCAACUCGCACACUUCCUUCUUCGACUCUCACCAGGCCCCGUUCGCCCUGCGCAGGAGUAACAGCUCUUACUCCCACCUCGACGACCUGCGCGCCUCCCCAUCGCCGCACUCGUCACGCACCUCGUCGGUCCAGUCGACGCCCCCGAGCAGCCUGUCGUUCGGCCAGAAUUCAAGCGACGAGUCCAGCAGCAGCGAUGACGAGGGCCUAGCUUUCCCUGCGUACAGCGCUGCAGGCAAGCCCAAAAAGGGCGACACGGAGCCGUCUCUUCCGAAUCCCUUGCUUGCCCCCGUCGCUCCCUCUCCUGCAGACGAGCCCCCGUCUACUCCGGAUCACGUCCCGGUAUCCGAAGACGAUACGAACCUACGUCCCGAGCCCUCACAGCACGUUGACUACCUCUCGUACGAUUGGAAGGAGGAGGAUAUCUGGUCGUCAUGGCGGCAUAUUGUUGAGCACCGCAGCGUGUACGGCGAGCGGUCACGGUUAGAGAACGCGUCAUGGCGUCAAUGGGCAAAACUGCAGUACAGACUUCGGACCGUUACCCCAGAGUCCCUGAAUUGGUUGAAAGAGAGCGACGUGACAUGGCUGUAUGGGCCUCUACAGCCCUCGGCGAAUCGACAUAUUAGUCAACACGCUUCGGAACCGGUCAGCCGGUUAUCCAAGUCCAACUCAUUCCUUGCCAAGAAGCCCAUCUUGAAGAAGCGAAGUAUGUCGGAAGUAAUGCUUCAGAAGUCGAUAUCGACAUCAUCAUUAGUCAGUCAAGCUGCGGCAGCGGUGGAAGCCCAGCAAACUACACAUGUGAACUUCGAUGGCCGAAGACGACGGCCAUUUGUUGGCCGUGCGACUGCAUCGGACUAUACGAUGCUAAUUCCCACACGGACAAUCAGCCGAGACACGACGGAUUACUUCUCUUCUUCACAAUCAACGUCUGGUCUGCUGACACCUGAUCAAGGCGAUAAGAAACACAUUCGCUUCGACGAGAAGGUCGAGCAAUGCAUCGCCGUUGAGUGCAAAGGCGUAGACGAGGAUGAAGAAGAAGAUUUUAACCACAACCCCUGGGCAAAGUACCGCGACGAUGACUCCUCGUCAGACGAAGGAGUUGUGAUGAUGAAGCGUUCAUCAAAGAAAAGGCGACCCUUAUCAAGAAUCAGCUCUAAAGCGAACAUAAGUGGAGAGAACAAGACGAUAGCCAAGCUAGAGCCUACGACUCUAAAGUAUAGGACAGAUUCUCCGGACGUUACGGACCAACAUCCCACACAUUCUUUGGGCUUCUUCCGCUCAAGUCGACUCUCACCGUCGCCCUCACAAGAAACCCUCCGACCCGCCCAUCCUUCUAGUAAUUUCCUCCUCCCUGAAGACGACAGCGAAGAUGAUUUCUCCUUGACCUUUAAUCCCGCAGGAGCCUACGAGGUCAAAAGACCACAUACACCAACCCCUUCAGAUCCAUACUUAAUACCUCCCACCGGAUCCUCUAGAAGAGACUCAUCAGAUUCCAGUUCCAGUGGCCUACGACGCACGGCCUCCGGCAUGUUUAUGCCUUUCGAAGACGAAGACGAGAACCCACCCGCUCCCGGCAUUAUCGGCAAGGUAGUAGAUACGGUGAACACGGCUCGGGAUAUCGCCCACGUGAUAUGGAAUGUUGGGUGGAGAAGUGGAAAUUGA